AUGUACGAAAAUCCUGAAGAAGAAAGUUGGAGCACUAACCCUGAUGAUCAGGAAUUUAUGUUUAUUCAUGAUUAUCUGGCUGCAACAAAAGCAAAAAAACUGGGAAGAAAGUCUCAAACAUAUAUCGAUAAUAAAUUACAUAUAGAAGAUACUACAGAAGAGUGUCGACAAUUUGGACAAGUAUUAGGAAAUUUCAUACAUAAUUCACAUAAAGAUAUUGAAAAAAAUCAUUUCAAGUUAGAGAAUCCAUCUUCAUUAAACGAAUAUUAUAAUAGUUUUCCUUCAGCUCUUACUAGUUUUUUUCAUAGAUUAAUUGAAUCUAUUGAAAAACAAAUAUAUGAAGUAAGAAAAAGGAAAAGCAAACAAUCUCAUCGUAUGAGCAUUUGUUUGGGUAAUGCAGAUAUGCAAUUAGAAAGUUUGGCUGCAUUUGCGCCACUAUUUCCUGCUACUGGUAAAAAUAUUUAUAUAUUGUCAGUAAUAAUCUUUUUAGAAUCAGUAUCACGUAAUCUACAACAAUAUGAACUUUUUAAGCACAUUGCUUCAGUAAAUAUUACUAAAAAAAACCACUACUUAGCUUUUGAUGAAGCCUUGGAGCAAUAUGGCAUUAAGUUUGUUAAGCAAAACUUAACUUCUGGUUUAUCAAAUCCAGUAGUUCUAAAACAGCGAAUAAUGGCAAUUCAAGAUGAGCGUAGAAGAAUGAUAUUACUCUACAAUGAAUUUGUAGAAGACAAUAUAAUUAAUACAGGAAAUCAUAUAUUUAAUCAGCUUACUGAAACUUUAUGGCAGCUUAUUGAGGAUCUUACUACUGCAUUCGGUUAUCCUGAUUCUACUUAG
This is a messenger RNA of Racocetra fulgida, 834 nucleotides long. NCBI's taxonomy places the organism in Eukaryota, Fungi, Glomeromycota, Glomeromycetes, Diversisporales, Gigasporaceae. The record is from the annotation of a GenBank genome assembly.